AGAAAGCGGAGCUGGACCCCGCCCCGUCCUGCUGCUGUGCUCCUCCGCUGUGCGUGCGAGAGACGUCGGGGGCGGCGCCGCAGCAGUUGCCCCUGGUAACGGGGGAGGCCGCCGGAGGAGGAGGAGGAGGAGGAGGGACUCGACGGGAGGAUGGGCUUACUCUCAAUUUUGCGUAAAUUGAAAAGUGCACCAGACCAGGAGGUGAGAAUCCUUCUCCUGGGCUUGGAUAAUGCUGGCAAGACUACUCUGCUGAAGCAGCUUGCAUCUGAAGAUAUCAGCCACAUCACACCUACACAGGGUUUUAACAUCAAAAGUGUGCAAUCACAAGGUUUUAAACUGAAUGUCUGGGACAUUGGUGGACAGAGGAAAAUCAGACCAUACUGGAGGAAUUAUUUUGAAAAUACCGAUAUUCUCAUAUAUGUAAUUGACAGCGCAGACAGAAAAAGAUUUGAAGAGACGGGUCAGGAACUGGCUGAAUUACUGGAGGAAGAAAAGCUAAGUUGUGUGCCAGUGCUCAUCUUUGCUAAUAAGCAGGAUUUGCUCACAGCAGCCCCUGCCUCUGAAAUUGCAGAAGGACUGAACCUGCACACCAUCCGUGACCGAGUCUGGCAGAUCCAGUCUUGCUCAGCUCUCACAGGAGAGGGCAUUCAGGACGGCAUGAACUGGGUCUGCAAAAAUGUCAAUGCAAAGAAGAAAUAAAAUCUAGACGGAUGGAGAUGCAGGAGCUGCGGGAGCUGAAUUCUGCCCUGAAAAACACUAAUUUGCUGCUUUCUGACCAAAUGUUUUUCCAUCUGUGUACAGCUACAGCUGUUUGAAGAGAGGGAACAACACAGUUUAAAAAGAAUCCCCAUUCCAGCAGUAGAUUUAACUGAUCUCUGAGGUUCAGGAUCAUUUUUCAAAUAAAGGAAUUAUAUUAUUUCCUCUGCAUAA
Equus caballus (horse) is the source of this 930-nucleotide messenger RNA. It is a transcript of the gene ARL3, whose product is annotated as ADP ribosylation factor like GTPase 3. Gene Ontology annotation, biological process: cilium assembly. The record is from RefSeq and is a predicted model, not a curated record. NCBI's taxonomy places the organism in Eukaryota, Metazoa, Chordata, Mammalia, Perissodactyla, Equidae. Gene Ontology annotation, molecular function: GTPase activity; GTP binding. Gene Ontology annotation, cellular component: microtubule cytoskeleton; cytoplasm.